AUGAGCAAGUCCGACCUUUUCAACGACGCGCAGGUGCCCAUGCGCGCCACGGUGCUGCGAUUCGGCGACGACGUCGAAGGCGCCAGCUACCCGGAAGCCGCUCUCACCAUCGACGAUGCGGCGGUGCCGGCCGAGGCGAAAGUCGAGGUGUACCACGACGGGGACAAUAGUGGCAGCGCUCAUGAGAGCGUGCCGCACCACGCACAGGACCUGCGGCACGACUUCACGAGUGGCAUCCUCAACUGCCACGAGAGCUGCGCCGUGUGUCUCGACGCUUGCCUGUGCAUGUACUGCACCGCCAGUGCGCACCACAACUUUCUCAUGAACGACACAGAGGGCCUUUACCUCCCCGUCUGCUGGGGGCUGUUCUGCGUCGAUGUCGGGCUCAGCGCAGUGUCCUCGUACCUGCCGAGCUCGCUCCACUUCCACACCUACUUUAUGCGCAGCGCCAUCCGCAGACGCUACAACCUGCACUCGGCGGGCGCGCCUGUCAACUCCAAUACGCAUGGCAGCAGCAGCAGUGGCUGUGACUGUACGACAGAGUCGAUGCUGGACCUCCUGACCGUAUGCUUCUGCCUGCCGUGCGCCAUUGCCCAGCAUCAGCGCGAGAUCAUGCACCAGGGCGACUGGUGCGGCGGCGUCUUCAGCAACCGCUACUCGCUGCAGACCCCAGCGACAGUGCACACAAUCUAG
Molecule: messenger RNA, 693 nt
Organism: Leishmania major strain Friedlin
Lineage: Eukaryota; Euglenozoa; Kinetoplastea; Trypanosomatida; Trypanosomatidae
Exons: 1
Coding region: 1-693 (230 amino acids)
Source: RefSeq, a predicted model, not a curated record